This is a messenger RNA of Closterium sp. Yama58-4, 1755 nucleotides long. Lineage: Eukaryota; Viridiplantae; Streptophyta; Zygnematophyceae; Desmidiales; Closteriaceae. The record is from the annotation of a GenBank genome assembly.
AUGGAACUCUCCCUCUUCUCCCCUGCUUGUCUGCCUGCCUUUUCCCCACUCCUCCCAACCCAAUCCAUCCCCUGCCCUCCACUCCCUCUUUCAACCCCCCCCAGGUGCUUCCGAGACGAGGAUCUGCGGGCGGACCGCCAGCCCGAGUUCACACAGCUGGACAUGGAGCUCUCCUUCACACCGUUGGAUGAGAUGCUCGCCCUGAAUGAACGGCUCAUGCAGCACCUAUUUCAAACCAUCAAGGGAGUGAAGCUUCCGAGCACCUUCCCCCGCCUAACCUACGCUGAAGCGAUGCUCCGCUUUGGCUCGGACAAACCGGACUUGAGGUUCGGCAUGGAGAUAGCUGAUAUCUCGCACAUCGUCGCGGGCAGCGGUUUCAAAGUGUUCGAAUCUGCCCUGGAGGCAGGCGGGGUGGUGAGGGCAGUAUCAGUGCCGGGCGGCACAGCAAAGAUCUCAGCGACGCGGGUGAAGAAGGGCGACGUGUUUCAGGAGGCCGUCAAGGCGGGCGCCAAGGGCUGCCCUUCCUCAAGGUGCUGCCACAAGGCCAUCCCAGCCAUCUCUGCUGCAUUCUCAGAUGCGGACAAAAGAGCCGCCCUUCUGCAGUCCCUGGACGCGCAACCGGGCGAUCUUGUCUUAUUCGCCGCGGGCCCGGCCAAUCAGGUGGCAGCAACGCUUGGGCGGCUGCGGCUGUAUGUGGCGGGCAGCUUGGGUCUGAUUGACGAAUCAGCGGAGGCGAUUCUCUGGGUGACCGAUUUUCCCAUGUUCGAGUGGAACGAGGGAGAGCAGCGGCUGGAGGCGCUGCACCAUCCGUUCACGGCCCCCCAUCCGGACGACAUGGCAGACAUCAGCACUGCCAGGGCUCUCGCCUACGACCUUGUGUACAACGGCGUGGAGAUCGGAGGCGGCAGCCUGCGCAUAUUUCGACGGGACGUGCAGGAAAAGGUGUUUGACUGCAUCGGCCUCACCCCCCAACAGGCGGAGGAGAAGUUUGGGUACCUCAUGGAGGCAUUCGACCUGGGAGCCCCACCACACGGCGGCAUUGCGUACGGGUUAGACCGCCUGGCAAUGCUGCUGCUCAACCAGCCGUCCAUCCGCGAUGUCAUUGCCUUCCCCAAGACCACCGCUGCACAGUGCCUGCUCACCAACGCCCCUGCUCCAGUCUCCAGUGGGAGGGUGUGGGGGGGGGGGGGGGGGGGGGGGGGGGGGGGGGGGGGGGGGGGGGGGUCUUAUAAUGUCACAUGCCAUUUUGGGGGGAAAGGAAGUAUGGAAGGUAGGAGGGAAGGAAAGAAGGAAGGACGGACGGGAGGAAUGAGAGAGCGAGGCGAGUGUGAGAGAACGAGAGAGAGAGAGAGAGAGAGAGAGAGAGAGAGAGAGAGAGAGAGAGAGAGAGAGAGAAGAGAGAGAGAGAGAGAGAGAGAGAGAGAGAGAGAAGAACGAGAGAGAGAGAGAAAACGAGAGAGAAAAAACGAGAGAGAGAAACGAGAGAGAGAGAACGAGAGAGAGAGAGAGAGAGAACGAGAGAGAGAGAGAGAGAGAGAGAGAGAUAGAGAGAGAGAGAGAGAGAGAGAGAGAGAGAACGAGAGAGAGAGAGAGAGAGAGAGAGAGAGAACGAGAGAGAGAGAGAGAGAGAGAGAGAGAGAGAGAGAGAGAGAGAGAGAGAGAGAGAGAGAGAGCGAGAGAGAGAGAGAGAGAGAGAGAGAAUCGAAGCGAGAGAGAACGAGAGAUAGAGAACGUGGAUUGAGAACGGGAGAUUGA